Messenger RNA from Pelagomonas calceolata, 1099 nucleotides. NCBI's taxonomy places the organism in Eukaryota, Pelagophyceae, Pelagomonadales, Pelagomonadaceae. The record is from the annotation of a GenBank genome assembly.
AUGUCGGCGCUCGCGGCGAAGCCGUCGCCGGAGGAGAUCGAACGACGACGCCGCGCGAAGCGGGCCGAGCGCGCGGCGAACCCCAAGAAGAAAGUACAGCAGACGCAGAAGAAACAGCGCGACCCGGCGGAGGAAGCGAGAGCGCUGCGCGAGUUCCGCAUCGCGCCAUUGAUCGACGCGGGCGCGAAUUUGCAAAGUCGCGGGUCCUACGACGACGUCGUGCGGCAGCUCCGACGGGCGUCGCUGGCGGGCGUGGCGGCGGUUGUUUUGACGGGCUGCGACGUCGACGGGUCGACAGCUGGAAAAGACUUCUGCGAGCGCUGGGCGGCCGAAGGGUCAACCUUGCAGCUCGGGUUCACGGCGGGCGUCCACCCGCACGACGCCUCGAAGUUCACCGAUGACACGCUCUCGAAACUGGAAGCAUUAUCGACGUCGCCGUUCUGCGUCGCCAUGGGCGAGUGCGGGCUGGACUACGACCGCAUGUUCUCGCCGCGCGAGGUGCAAUUGGCGGCGUUUCGCGCGCAGUGCGCCCUGGCGAAGCGACUCGAUCGGUCGCUGUUCGUCCACGUCCGCGAAAAGGAAGAGGGGGAGGCGCUGGGAGCUUAUAGGGAUGCCGUCGCGGUGAUGACGGAGGCCCAACUAAUACCGGAAAAGGUCUGCGUCCACUGCUUCACGGGAGGUACGGACGAGCUCGCGGCGCUCGUCGACUUUGGGUGUCGCGUCGGGUUCACGGGCUUCCUGGGCAUCGCGAAGCGAUCGGGCGCGACGCGGGAGGCCGUCGCCUCUUUAAAAGACCGGUUGGCGGGCCGGCUCCUGCUCGAGACGGACGCCCCCUUCAUGCUCCCCGACAAGGCCUACCUCCCGUCGUCGCUCCAGAAGCGGCUCGGGCUGCGGGGCGGGAAGAACGAGCCGGCCGUCCUGCCGGCGGUCUGCGGCGCGCUCGCCGACGCGCUCGGGCGCGACGCGUCCGACGUCGCGCGCGAGACGACGGAGGCGUCCCGAACGUUUUUCGGGUUCGACGACGCGUCCAGCGACGACGACAGCGACGACGACCGGCUCGACGACGAGUUCGCGAAGAUGCAGCGGAAGCUAGGAAUAA